Aedes aegypti (yellow fever mosquito) is the source of this 2676-nucleotide messenger RNA. RefSeq names its product 25S rRNA (cytosine-C(5))-methyltransferase nop2. Gene Ontology annotation, cellular component: nucleolus. The coding region runs from base 116 to 2554 and encodes 812 amino acids. The record is from RefSeq and is a predicted model, not a curated record. Gene Ontology annotation, biological process: rRNA base methylation; maturation of LSU-rRNA. Lineage: Eukaryota; Metazoa; Arthropoda; Insecta; Diptera; Culicidae. Gene Ontology annotation, molecular function: rRNA (cytosine-C5-)-methyltransferase activity; RNA binding. The transcript is spliced from 3 exons.
UCAAAACAAACGUGUUUCUGUUUUGUUGAGCUACUCUCGCGUUCAGAACGUGCGGCUGCGAAUUUGUGAUCUUUUCGGAACAGUUUUUGUUUCUUCGUGUAAUUAAUCGACUAAAAUGGGUCGAAAAGUAAACUUUUCAGAGGCGCCGAAAAAAGGUCCUGGCAGGAAGGCCAGGAAACAGAAGGAUCCUACUUUCGACAAAAAGUUAUUAAAAGAUGAAGACGUCGAUGAAUCAAAGAAAAUGUCUCACCAUCAAAAGAUUCGUGCAAAAAAACGUCAGCAACAGAAACUCAAGAAACAGGAACUAAAAGCUAAAAAUAAGGAACGCAAAGUUAAAGCAGCAGAAGCAGAGAGCAAAAUGGCUCCAGAAUAUAACAGUGACGAUGAAUCAGAAGAGGAAAAUAAAGUACAAAACCAAUUACCCGUCCGGAUGGAUAUACUGAAAAGUAAGGCAAAGUAUGCAAAAGCUACUAGCAAUGUCAUUCAAUCUACUGUGUCCAAAAAGAACCAAUACGAAGCGGAAGAAGAAUCAGAUGACGACGGAUCUUCCAAAGAUGAAGCACCGGGAAACAAACGAGGUCGAGAUAUAUUGGCCAGCGACGACGAUUCCGAUAUGUCCGAAGACAACGAACCGCGCACUAAAGUUGGUAAAUUGAAAGAUUUUAUGGAUUCUGAUGAGGAGGACAGCGACGACGAUGCAGGAGAUAGCGAUGAGGAUGCUGAAGAAAGUGACGAAGAUGAAAACGACGAAGAUUCGGAAUCCAUGCUACCCAUUGAAAAAGCCGGAAAGAAGCUGAAGAAAAAGUUAGCGGAGGAAAAGCGUUUAGCUGACGAAGAAAUGCAAGAUUUGGCGGCAAAUAAGGAAAAGUUUCAAUUUCCGGAGCAAGAUGAUCAGAGUGCUCCUACCAAUCUACAGGACAUACACAUGCGCAUAAAGGAAGUCAUAGGAGUGUUGGCCGACUUUUCCGUCAAUCGAGAUCCCAACCGUUCCAGAUCAGAAUACAUGGAACUCUUGUGUAAAGACCUGUGCAUUUACUAUUCGUACAACGAGUUCUUUAUGCAACUCUUGUUGAAGCUGUUCUCCCCGAAUGAGUUGUUGGAAUUUUUGGAAGCCUCUGAAGUGCAACGACCGCUGACAAUCAGAACUAACAGUCUGAAGACACGUCGUCGGGAUUUGGCACAGGCCCUCAUCAACAGAGGUGUCAAUCUGGAUCCAAUUGGAAAAUGGUCGAAGGAGGGACUAGUAGUGUACACUUCACAGGUUCCAUUGGGAGCAACCCCCGAGUAUCUCGCUGGGCACUACAUGAUCCAAGGAGCGUCUAGUAUGUUGCCAGUGAUUGCGUUGGGCCCGGAAGAAAACGAACGAAUCUUGGACCUAUGUGCGGCGCCUGGUGGUAAGAGUUCGCACAUCGCUGCACUGAUGAAAAACACGGGUGUAUUAUUCGCAAAUGAUGUAAACAAAGAUCGUCUCCAAGCUGUUGUUGGAAAUUUCCAUCGUCUGGGAAUUCAGAAUGCUAUUGUGACGAGCAUUGAUGGCACCAAAUAUCGAGACGUUAUGACUGGAUUUGAUCGUGUGCUAUUGGACGCACCUUGCACUGGCUCUGGAGUCAUUUCCAAAGAUCCCAGUGUGAAAACCACCAAAACGGAUGUCGACAUACAGCGUUGUUACAAUCUUCAGCGAAAAUUAUUACUGACGGCUAUUGAUUGCUUAAGCGCUAAUUCUGAAACUGGCGGGUAUUUGGUGUAUUCCACAUGUUCAAUCCUACCCCAAGAGAACGAAUGGGUUGUAGAUUAUGCCCUCCGCAAGCGAAAUGUGCGACUUGUUUCAACGGGAUUGGAUUUUGGAAAUGAAGGAUUUGUAAACUUUGCUGGUCAAAAGUAUCACCCAUCAAUGAAGUUGACUCGCCGAUUUUAUCCACACACUUUCAAUAUGGAUGGGUUCUUUGUUGCUAAACUGCAGAAAUUUUCAGAUACCAUUCCAAGCUCCAAAAAAGAAGAUACAGAUGAAGAAGAGAUUGAAGAUGAAAAUCUAGAGCAAGAGGAAACGGAAUUACCGAAAAAGAUUGAUAAACGUGAUUGGUUCUAUAAGGAUAUAAUUGAAAAGCGCAAGAAACAACGUGAAGAUCCUCAUCACGUGGUGAAAGUUUUCGAAAAACCUACAAAAAACAAAAAGCCAGCCAAGAAUCCCGCUAACAAUGACAUGUCAGCGAAACAAAACGAAACUCCCUCAAAGACGGCCGAAACAUCCAAGCUGUCAAGAGAAAAAUUGAAAAAUAAAAAGCAAUCAAAAACUUCGGUUGAAAAUGGCUCACCUGCUACACCUGCUAUUGCACAAACAACUGCAACUACUGCGCAAGUGGCCGAUGCUUUCAAGCUACCCAACAAAAAAAGUGCGUCUGUGGAAAAGAAAUUGAAGAAGCGACAAUCGAUGCCAGCGUCAACCAUGCUGUCGGAUACACACGACGAUGAAGAUGUUCAAAGGACCCCAAAAUCUAAGAAACUGAACAAAAGGUUAUCGCUUCCUGGAUCGCACAUUCGUAGUAACAAAAAGUAGUUGUAUAGGCUUACUUUACUUGUUGCAAAUAUAUAAUGUAAAAGAUUAUUUUAGUACAUUGUUGAUGUCCUAUUAGAGAUAUCCUGGCGCCCAAAGUAAUAAAUCUUUUCUUAUUUUUUCUA